Messenger RNA from Puntigrus tetrazona (Sumatra barb), 6975 nucleotides. RefSeq lists its product as uncharacterized. NCBI's taxonomy places the organism in Eukaryota, Metazoa, Chordata, Actinopteri, Cypriniformes, Cyprinidae. Gene Ontology annotation, biological process: proteolysis. The transcript is spliced from 13 exons. The record is from RefSeq and is a predicted model, not a curated record. The coding region runs from base 84 to 1685 and encodes 533 amino acids. Gene Ontology annotation, molecular function: serine-type endopeptidase activity.
AGGAAAAUCAGGAGAUGUGUGUAGACGUCAGGAUCUAGGGGAUAUAUAAGUUCAGAGUCAGCAGCCAAAUCAGAAGGGUGAAGAUGUUCUCCACACUGAGUUUGGUUUUUGGGAUCGCUCUCCUAACCGUAGGGGGUGACUCCCAAUCUUUUGAUUGUGGCAAAGCGCCCCUCAACACGAAGAUCGUCGGUGGACAGAACGCUUCUGCCGGCGCUUGGCCAUGGCAGGUCAGUCUUCACCAGGACGGGAGUCAUUUCUGCGGUGGAUCGCUCAUCAACUCUGAAUGGGUUCUGUCGGCAGCUCACUGCUUUCCGAGCACCCCCGAUGCUUCGGUCUAUACUGUGUACUUGGGUCGAAAGAGUCAGGAUCUACCCAAUCCAAACGAGUUGUCCAGAACCGUCUCUCAAGUCAUAGUUCAUCCACAAUACAACAUCCUCCCUCAUGACAAUGACAUGGCUCUGCUGCAUCUCUCCACACCUGUGCCCUUCACUGAUUACAUCCAACCAGUCUGUUUGGCAGCAGAGGGAAGUAUAUUCAACAGUGACAUGCUGUGGGUCACAGGAUGGGGAACCAUUGCUUCGGGCGUACCCCUUCCUUCACCCCAGAACCUGCAGGAGGUGGAUGUGCCCAUGGUUGGAAAUACUAAGUGUAACUGCCUUAAUCAAGGAGGAAUAACAGACAACAUGAUGUGCGCUGGACCACUGGCAGGUGGAAAAGAUUCCUGCCAGGGUGACUCUGGCGGUCCACUGGUCAUCAAACAAGGCGCUACUUGGAUCCAGGCUGGAGUUGUGAGUUACGGUCAGGGUUGUGCUCUGCCUAAUCUUCCCGGUGUGUAUGCAAGAGUGUCCAACUACCAGAACUGGAUCACUCAGCACGUGGGCAUGAAUAAUGCGGGUUUCGUCCCUUUUAUCUCCACUGCGCCUCCUCUGGAUGAGACCUGCCCAUCAACAGCACCAGUGUGUGGAGGCUCUGCAGGGUCAUGGCCAUGGAUGGCUAGUGUAACUUAUCAAAAUAGUCACAUGUGUGUAGGAACUUUGGUCUCUGACUAUUACGUCUUGACUUCUGUGAGCUGCUUCGCCAGAUAUAUGAGUACAGAUGGAUGGGAAGUCGUCCUCAACGUUGUCCAACCAGACUGCUCCAGCAUGCCAAUUGCGACCAACGUGGCAAAUGUCUUUGUUGACGAUGUUUUAGGAAACGGUGUGGCGCUCCUGCAACUCUCUAAUCCAUUUUCUCAAGUUCCCAAUUUACCUGUAGACAUCUUUAAUCUACAAUUUGAACCUGGUACUGCAUGUGCGGUAAUCGGUUGGGACUCAAAUGCUUUUACAUAUCUAUCUUUCCAAGAGAUGCAGACCACCAUUGAAAGCUGCGAUGCGACACAAACCACACAGGCCAACAUCUGCACAAGGCUUCUGGACGUUCAGCAGGAUGAUGACGGCAGUCCUCUGCUGUGCAAAGCCAACAACAUGUGGGUCCAGACUGGUAUUUUGUCCAUUCCCCCUGGCAGUCAGGUCAACCCAUUCAGCAACACCACAGUCUUCAUCCAGACCAAUCCUUUCAGCUACUUCAUGACUAACACUAUCAACAACAUCCCAUCUAUUCUGGAUGGGGCAGAGUCAUUCUCUCCCUUCUCUCUUAUCUACAUCCUUCUGCUCUCUCUCCCAGCAGUGCUCCAGGCCUUUUACUAAAAUGGCCAUCUGUCACUCCAUCACCGAAUACAAUAACAUAUGCGGUACAUUAUAUGGAGAAUCAAAGGGAAUUUGGUCUUAUAUUAGAAAUAAAGCUAUAUAAACCUUUAGUUUAAAUAAAAAAAUAUCAAGGUGGGAUCUUAACACUUUCUUUCACUUAAACUCUCCAGUAAAUGAACUCCAUUACUUUUUACUUUAUAAGUGAAAUAAAUUUGUGCUUAUGGAAAUCUGUAUAAGAAAACAAUGUAUCGUCUAUAAUAAAGUUGUUUAUUGUCCUGAAACGUGAAGAGAAUUAUACAUUUUUGAGUCAUGGGAACUUAAAAUGACAUAAAUUUAAAUUAUUUUGUGAAGAUAUUAUUACUUUAUUAUUAAAUGAUUCAUUGUUUUAUUGUUAAUAAAUGUCAGUUGCCUGAACUGUUUUUGAGCCACUGUGUUUUUUAUACAGUAUACUCAUUAAUACCAUGAAUUUCCAGGCUCUCAUGAAUAUUAGUAAAUCCCAAUAAGAUAUUUUCAAAUAUCAGUGCAGUUUUUACAUAAAGACACUGAGAGCAAUCAAAUACUUAUGCAUAAAUAUAAAUAUAUGCAUAAAAAUAAAGCUUUUUUUAGAACUAAAUCACAUAUAAACCUGCAGGAAAAUAUUUCAUGGUAACAACUGAUAUUUAUAUGCAUUUUAUCUAAGUAGUCUAUUAUGGUCUACUUGAUUUACACUACAAGAUCUUAGAAUUUCAUUUUAUUUUUGAUCAUAUACUGUAAAUAUAAGCACAUGAAUCAAUGAACAUAUUUUUUCUCAGUUUGGGCCUCUUAAUAAAACUUUGAGUUUUGUGUUUUGUGCUUUGUUCUUUCUUUAGUAUGAGCUCCAUAUUCUAACCAUGUGAUCCGUGACACUCAGCAAAGAACACGCAUUCAAACCUUUCAAUAUAUAUUAGGCCUAUAUCUUUAUCGUAUCUUAAACCUCUUAUAAUGUUAUGUGACUAUUAUUUCACAUGUCUGGCUGUAUUGGGUUAGGCAAAUACAUAAAACAUCUCUUUUUAACAAAAGACAGAACACAAACAGACCCUAUUAAAAGUUCAUACACUGGCAAGUCUUGUAGAAAGUCAUAAGACCAACUCAUUUAGUACACUGUCAGGAAAAAAAAUACAUUUAGGUUGAUGGCUCACUUAAACAGUACAUGUAAUUUUCCCUAAAAAUAUAUAAAACAGUAACAUGCACUUUUGAGGUACUACUACCAACCUUUCAGGGGUGAAUUAGAUAAAGAGUCCCUUUAAGUGUACUGCGUCAAUGUCAAGCUGUGCCCUUAAACACAUACAAUUUUUUUUUCUGGCAGUGUAUGACAGAAUGUUCAACUGAAUUUUUCUUUUCUUUUUUUACUCAAUCCACUGCAGUGUACACAAUGUUUUCAUUGUAUACAUGCCUAAGACAAGCUUGAGUGAGAACAUGAAGAGAUUUGUGUAGAUAUAGCCUGUGUGCUGUAGGAGAUAUGUAGUUUGGAAUUCCUAGUGUGGUCUUCGUGAUCCUAUAAUGUUAAUUAUAUGAAAGUAUUUUUUGCCUAAUAAUACUCUUUAUUUAAUGAAAUUAAAUAAAACAGUUGUGCGUGAACCGUGACCUUCAAAGCAUAGGCUAUAUCAGAUGUGGCAGCAAAGGGAAACGCAGACAGUCGUACUGUUAGGGAGAUACGUGAGAACUGAACUUAAGGCCAUCAAGUCAAACUUGUUAUUUCAUAAUUGAAAUACUUCUGCUCAGGUGUGCCCAGUAGCAAUAACUGUAUAAAAACAAUGCAUUUUUCAAAUAUUUCCAAAGCACGAAAUGGUCAGGAUGAAUAAGAGCAUUGAGAAGAUUGGAUAUUUCAUUGCGUUAACUCAUCAAAGAUAAGAAAUCAAGCAAAAUCAGUUCUUUCAACCUACAGGAGGUAAACGUGGUUGGUUUGAAACGGUAGGAAGGACAACAACUAUAGUUGUGAACUCUUGAUAGUUGUGAAUUUCAUAGUUGGAAUGAGCAAUGCUUUUAUUGCUAAUUUGUGAAAAGCUAAUGAUACAGACUGACACAUUCCCUGGCUUCUUAGGUUGUCUGUGGAAUCCUGUAGACUGGUUUUUAUUCAAGGGACCUUUUCUCACAAGGUUUUUUACAAGGAAAAAAGUGUUUGCCCAUGUUCAUUGUCUAGUCAUGUUCUUUUGCUGCCUGUUACAUGUUCAUGGUUUUCCGUUGUCUUGGAACGCAACUCAUCUGCGUUUAAAUGCUCUCACCUUUGUCCCUAAAUUUCACCAUGCAUAACAUAACAUGCUGGAGUCCAUAGUAAUAGUCCAUAAGCAAUCUCCUUUGUAGAUUCACCUUCCUAGAUUCACCAGUGGACUGUUUGGCAGUGCAGUGGAUGGCUUUGCUGAGUGUUUCACAGCUGCACAGAAGAAAUCGCAGGCUCUUGGACACUUCUCUUCUCUUCUCUUUGCUUUGAUCUGAUCGGUCCAAUUUCAGUUUGAGAUCUCUAAAGCAGAACAUAACUUGCCCUAGAGCAGGUAAGUAGUGUAAAUUACUAUGGCAAUGAAUGCUGCUAAAAGCCAAACACUUUACCUGGCCAGUCAGCUAUUCUGUCUUUAUGUUACAGGCCCCUGGUGUUAUUAUUCAGCAACAGGGUUGAAUUUGUGGGCAUAUCUGAAUGAACAGGACUUUUUUAACUUGCAGUGACAAAGUUAUAUGAAUUUCAGCUUUACCUGGCUUCAAUCUCUUCUCACUGUUUCAUCUGAGCUUCUGUUUACACUCAAGGGUUUGGUCUGAAUUCAGGUUUUAGACACACAUCAGCACUACUCUGUCAACUCUCUUCCUUUUCUGUUUGUUUAAUGUUAAAUUCUCAACAUUUCUGUCAGAACAUUCUCUUAGUUUCUGGCUAGAGGAGCAAAGCUGUCUUCUCACACAAUCAAUCUCAUUCUUACUAGCAACACUUAGGUGGAUAUUAGUGUAAAGCACUGGUUCUCAAACUGUUUUGUCCACUGAAUCUAAAACUAUUAAUGCCACGUGUGGUUCUUUCGUGUUGGUUAAGGGUUACAUGACACACUAAUCAAAGCAGGAAAAUGUCCUUUGUCAUUCAAGUUUUUUUUUUGUUUUUGUCCUCGGCUCUUUUGUGGCUUCAACCCACAAUUCUCUAAUCACACAGUCUUCAUCAAAAGCUUUCUCUUCAUAUACAAUGUUUUAUCUAUACUGGUUGGGCCGGUGUCAUUCUGACCCUUUAUUCUCGCCCUAAACUGUCUUCUGUCAUUUUGUCAUUCAGUAAACUCACAUAUGCAUAUAGGCAAAGAAUGAAAUACAGAUUUUCAUGUUCACAUUAUUUAGGCAGUUUGCUCUUGCAUUAGACUUACUUACUGAGUUUAAUAAAUGAAUUAAUAAACUAAGUAAGUUUAACUUUUUUUUUAUUAGAAAGUUAAUAAAAGGCUAAAUGCCUGCAUAUAGUAAAUAAAAUUAUUUGUAGUGGAUCUUUAAAUUAUUAUUAUAAAUAUAAACAUAAUCCAUAAGUAAUCUCCAAAUAAUCUUCAAAACAAAAAGUACUUUCAAGUCUUUCAUUUUCGCAGGCAAAAUGAUCCAACAAUUCAACACUAGAGGGCAAUGGAACUAAACCUAACACUAAAUACUUGAAAUCUGUCUGAAUAAAGAUGGGUGGUAGAAAUACAGGCACGUAUAAAUGACACAAAUACACUAAGAAGAAGAAUCUGUCUUCCCUUGAUUGUAACUAUUGUAUGUUUUUAAUUCAAAUAAAAUAAAUGUAAUAAAACUGCUUUAUGUACACGCCACCAGGAUUCAUAUUAAACAAAGCAUAAUUCAAAUUAUGCCAUUGUUCUGCAUUCACUACAUCCAUGUCUGUUAAUAUCAAGUCCUCAUGCAUAUAUAAUAUAUUAAUUAAUUAAGACGCUAAACGUUUAACAUCAAUUUUAUCAACCUUAAAUUCGAGUCAUUUUUUUAUGACGUUUUCGAUAUGGAUUAAGUUUGGUUCCUCCGGGUCGCCGUACAGGCGGAGGAAGUAGUAAUGUCGGUUGCUAGGACAACAUUGGUCCGCUUUGUUACAGAACAAUGCGCUAUCCAAAGUAAAUGAAAGUAAAUGAACCUUCUAAUAACUGAAAAACCUGGUCAAUUAAAUUGGGAAUGCAGGGACGGUAUAAUGACUGUUCCUGUGUGGGCUCUUUCCCUCCCGCUGCCUGCCAUCAUCAUGAUCUCUGUGGGGCUCUAUAUGGUUCUCCUCGCCGCUGUGCUGUGGUGUCAUCACUGUCUCAAGGCCAAGUGUGAUCCUCAGUGUUCAGACUGCUGCGCGAGUUUCUCCCCUUGCGAGUACUGUUUAGUGUGUGCCCAGUCAUGUGACUGCCGUCCACCAUCUCUGCAAUCCUGUCUGGACUAUUCUUGCCCAUCCCCUAAUUGUACGAUGUGGGAUUGUGCCUGUACCUGUCAGCCUCCAGAGUGUGACUCCAUCAACUGCUUCUGCUUUGAGAUCAAGUUUAAGUAAAAGGGUGGAUGGAAGGAUGAACAGGCAUUUGCAUACGUAUUUCAUUCAUUUUAAAGGUUUCCAUGCAGCUGUAAUUCUUCAAGUACACAAGCAAAAAUACAAGACAGAUGAAAGUAAAGAUAUUAUUUUUAUGAAUUUGUAGUGCAGGGCUUUAAGAAGUGCCAUGAACUUUUAAAACAUUACGUUUAACCUUUUUUUACAUUUAAAGCACAAAAAAAGUUCUAUUUUCCUAUUGUGACAUUUAUGUACUUUUUGUUGUUGUUUGUUUUUCUAUUCUUUUUGGCAUCAUUGUAUUUGGUAAAAUGGACGUUCGUGCUUCGUAUAAAGAGAAGUUAGACAUCUAUAAACCAUAUAUGCUGUUCAGUGUAUCUCAUUCUGACACAGAUGUCUUUGAAAUGUCUGAACUGUACGCUCACCUAUAUUUAUAUUAGAUACACUUUUAUAUACAUAUAGUUCUGACUGACCAGUUUUAGAUGAAAUAUCUGAUUCUUUUGUGAUAUUAUACUGUAAAGGUGUAACAAUGGUUAUUUUCUAUUUUUACUAAUCUAAUUGUUGACAGGGCUUCAUCGUAAGAAAUAUGAUCUAAAUAUGUAUGUGUAUUGUAUUAUAUGAAAUGUGAUACAGUUAUGUAUGUGGCCAUAUUUUGAAUGCUGACAGCCAACACACUAUGGCUUACAAAGUAAACCUGCAGUGACCCGGUCACGUCUUAUUGAUGUUGCCUGGCAAAACUCUAUUUUUAUUUUUAUUUAAUUUUUUAUAAGUAUGUGAUAUUUUUGUAAAUUGGUAAAAAUGAAUUAAAGAUUUUAUUAAGUG